Lepus europaeus (European hare) is the source of this 4461-nucleotide messenger RNA. RefSeq names its product zinc finger protein 134 (gene ZNF134). Gene Ontology annotation, molecular function: DNA-binding transcription repressor activity, RNA polymerase II-specific. Lineage: Eukaryota; Metazoa; Chordata; Mammalia; Lagomorpha; Leporidae. The record is from RefSeq and is a predicted model, not a curated record. The transcript is spliced from 4 exons. Gene Ontology annotation, biological process: negative regulation of transcription by RNA polymerase II. Bases 543 to 1826 code for a protein of 427 amino acids.
UCUUCUUCGCGGUGGACAUAUUGUCGGCGCUUUUGGGGCGUCGGGUGGGUUCCUAGUGGACAGAAGGCCCAGGAGCUGACGCUGUCUGUACUGCAGAAAGGCUUGGCCGUGGCGGCGCCCACGAAGGCCUCCGCUCCACCACCAACAGGUGACGGCCGUGCCGGGUCGCCACUUGGUACUGUCCACAGGCCGUGAUGGCACUGGCCUCAGGGAUGGACCGAGCCUAGGAGAACUGGGUUUUUGGAUGUGGAUGGUGAGCAGAAGAGGCUGAGAAAUCAUAAAGAUUGAAGAGUCCUCAACUGAGAUGUCAAAGUUGGUUAUAGAAGUAACUUUCAGAGCUAAUAGUUGGGAGUGUAGUUUUGGCUAAGUUGAAUCUGGUAUCAAAAUACCUAAGUGGAGGUGUCAAGGGAACACAGAAGUCUGAAGUUCAGGGAAGGAAUUUAAGUUGGAGACAUUCUCAAGGUGCCAGCCAGUAUGUGGAUCAGGUUCUCUUUUGUUGCUGAGUGGUAGCAAGGGAAAGAACUCUGGGUGCCUGAGAGGGCAUGACUCUUGCCACAGCAGAAGGGGCUUGGACAGGCUCGGGUUGUCAACAAGAAGUGAAGGAUGAAGAGGCACCUUCUACACAGAACAUUUCUGUAGAAGUGACACGUGUUAGUGCUUCUAAGACAGGCUCGUCCAUCCAGAUAGCUCACCCUUGUGAUUUAUGUGGCCCUGUCUUGAAUGAUAUUUUAUGCCUGGAUGAACACCAGAGAGCACACCACAAGCUGAGACCUUACAUAUGUGGGGCAUGUGGCAGACAAUUCUGGUUCAGUGCAAACUUUGACCAGUACAAGAAGCAUUACAGUGUAGAGAAACAUUUACAGAGGGGUGAAAGCAAGGUCGUCUUUGUGAAGAACAGAAGAGUUUGUGAAGAGCCUCAUCUGUCAGAGAAGCCUCUCACAUGUGAUGAGGAACAGAAGAAAUCCCAGGCUAGUUUGAGUGCUCACCAGCAAAAGGCCACUCAUAGAAAGAGGAAGACAUCCAGGAGCACUGGGAGCGGGGAGGCCUUUGAUGCAGGACAAAUGCACUACCAGUGCAGUGAGUGUGGGAAAGCUUUUGGCCGCAAGGACACACUUAUCCAGCACCAGAGAAUUCAUAGUGGAGAAAAGCCUUACAAGUGUAGUGAGUGUGGGAAAGCCUUCAGCCGCAAAGCCACACUUGUGCAGCACCAGAGGAUCCAUACUGGAGAGAGGCCUUACGAAUGCAGUGAAUGUGGGAAAGCCUUCAGUCGAAAAGACAACCUCACUCAGCACAAGAGAAUCCAUACUGGAGAAAUGCCUUACAAGUGUGGCGAGUGUGGGAAGUACUUCAGUCAUCACUCCAAUUUAACUGUGCACCAGAGAGUUCACAAUGGAGCAAGGCCUUACAAGUGUAGCGAUUGUGGGAAAGUCUUCAGACACAAAUCCACACUUGUUCAGCAUGAGAGUAUUCACACUGGAGAAAAUCCUUACGAUUGCAAUGAUUGUGGGAAGUCCUUUGGCCACAAAUACACCCUUAUUAAGCAUCAGAGAAUUCACACUGAGACAAAGCCUUUUGAGUGCAUUGAAUGUGGGAAAUUCUUUAGCCGGAGCUCUGACUUUAUUGCACAUCAGAGAGUUCACACUGGUGAAAGGCCUUUUGUAUGCAGCAAAUGUGGGAAAGACUUCAUCAGAACCUCCCACCUUGUUCGGCAUCAAAGGGUUCACACUGGAGAAAGGCCAUAUGAGUGCAGUGAAUGUGGAAAAGCCUACAGCUUAAGCUCCCACCUCAUUCGGCACCAGAAAAUUCAUACAGCAGGAAGGCUUUAGGAGUGCUUUUAACACAGCAGGACAUUUCUAGCAGAUGUAGAACCUCAUAUAUGUCAACAUCCAUGCAGAGAGAGAUACCAUAUGAGUGCCAGGUAACAUGGAAAGCCUUCAGGAAUUAUAUUGCACAUUCUGACCUCAAGUUCCUUGCUAGAGUAAUGUCACUGUCAUUAUCCGUGGCUGAAGCCACAGGUCACUCCCACACCCUCAGGGAAGGUGAGACUUUGUAUUUUGUCUCCAACACCUGGAAGGAAUCAUGGGACACCUGAGAACAAUGUGGGGGUGGGGGGAAGGGUCCUCAUUCCAUCCUCUCUGGUAUAGGUGUGGAAAUGACCCAUCUUCAGCCAAGAGGACCUGAGCUGUGUUCUGCUGGUGACUUGCAGACCAGAUACACUUUCUACGAGGACUUCACAUGAUACUUGGGAUGGAUUUUUUCCAGCCUCCAAGUCACUCAGUCUGGAAAAGUACUUACCUCAUGCUGCUGUGGUUUGUGAUAAUAAAGGCCUUAAUAAGCCACAUAGAAUCUUGAGGGUUCUUUCACUGGAGUGAUUGGAAACAAAAUUAGGCCCUGUCCAACUGGAAAGAUAAAACAGCAUUGUGGGGGCCUCCCAGUGUGCCUCAGUGGGACAAUGGAUUGGGGGAGAAGAGUUCUGAGUCCAGGUCUCUUAUCUCCAUUGCUGACUUGUUAGCUUCUUAGGUAAGAAUUCAGAUCUUUCUGGGGCUGAUUUGCCUGGAUUGGAAUUAUUUGUGGGCCCAUUCGUCACCUUGAAGAGGAUGUUGCUUUAUUACAACCUACGGUAUAUUUGGGAGCAGCAUAGAUGGGGUGUCUUGUUAGUGUAUGUCCCGUGUUUCCCAUGAUUUCUUAGAGGAAGCUGUCCCCAAGGACCUGCUAAGUUGUUGUGUUCCCUAAGGACAGAAGCUCCUUCUUUAGGUCACCAAUGAAAGUGCCCAGGAGAGAAACAUAACUGAUAGAGACACUGAGUGUGAAUUAUAGGGAUUGGGAAGACUGCAGUAAGCUAUUAGGGGAAGUGCCCAUUGUCAAAACACUAGUCACUAUGGCUUUAUGGAAUUGGGGUGAGCAGAAAUUCUGUUCCCAAUGCUAUAUCAUUCACUGUCAGAAUCACAGGUACUGGAAACAAUGUAGGUUUCCUGAUUCCUAUGCCUUCCUGGAAUCUGUACCUGAUGUCUUUGCUGUGAGUAGAGAAAGAUUGUGGUCUAAAGAUGUAGCUUUUAUGACCACCCAGUGUUCUUGGUGACUUUAUCCGAUUUUUUUUUUUUUUUUUUUUUUUUUUGCCAGUUUUACUACAGAGAAAGAGACUAACCUCCCAAGGCGUCUGGAGUGAAAUGGUAGAGGUAAUAACCAAUCAUCUGGUUUUCCAAUAGAAGUGGGAGACCAGAUUUUGAAGUAUAAUCAGUGUAGAAUAUAAUGCACAGAAAGUAUAGUUUAGUAAGUCUUGACAUCUAUAGAUAUCUGUGAAACCAUUGUUUUAGCAAUGAUGUUGGACAUACCCAUUGCCCUCAAAGUUAACUUGUAACUUACAGCCCCUCAAUCUCUCUUUGUGUCCUUUCUAACAUCCCCUAAUCUCUAGGCCACUGUUGAUUAUUCUUCACCAUAGAUAAAUUUCUCUUUUCUAGAGUUUUAUGUAUGUGUAACUGAAGUAUAUUUUUUGCCUUUUUCAUGCAACAUAAUUGAGAUUUGUGUUGUAUGAAUAGUUCAUGUUUUAAGUAUUUUGUAUGACUACAUCACAACUUAUCUGUGUUCAUCUUAGUUGGCUUUUGGAGUCUUCCCCCAAAUUUUUAAAUGUUAAAAGGAGAGCUGCAGCAGCAAAUAUUCAUGUGUGAGUUGCAUAUUUAGCUGAGGACAAUUUAAACAAGAAUAUUGAAAAAUCUGACCAUUUCUUAUGGAUUCUAGUAAAGUGUGAUAGAUAGGAAAGUACUGUGAAGCAGAAAAGACCCAAGACUGAGAAAUUCUCAGUCUCCUAACUGGAAAAAUAAAAAAUAAAAAAUUUACUGUCAGGAAAGUAUGUUCUAAAGAAAUAGGGUAGGACUGCACAUUUUCCUACUAUCUCAGAUCAAAAGAUCAUAGUAUUCUGUUACACAACUGUUCAGAGAGACCGUGACCAUAUUGAGGUCCCCUCAGUACGGUCUGAGAGUAUGUGGUAUGUUUAAAGACGUCCUUCAGUCAUAUCAGCAAAAGCUAAUAAUAGGUACAAGAUUUUCUGAGAAAAAAAAUGUGCAGAAAAAAAAUCUGUCUAGUGGGGUGAAUCCCUGUUGCAUACUGAUAGAGACUGUCACCAUUGAUCUAAAGGGAGGAUUAGUAUGAAAUUCAAGAGUGUAGGGCUUUCAGCAUUCUGUAUAUAAAAAGUGGCUGAGAAAUCUGAUCCGUAAAACCCUUAACUACCUUUCCUAAAAAAGGAGUAUGAUACAAAGCUAUGAGCACAAGAGGGAAAACUGAUUCAUGGACAUUCCCAGGCUGUGAUACUUCAUGGACUUUGCCAAGAUAAGUUUCAGAACUGGGGGUGGGGUUUCCUUUCCUUCUUCCUCUUCCUUUUUCUGUCCUUUUAAAACUACAUGCAAGAGUCUUCAGAAAAUACAUGGAAAAUAUGUACAUGAAAACUGCAUGGUUCUCAAAAAUGUU